AUAUUCAGUCAAGAACAUUCCGAUACCAUCCAUUAAAGACUUCAAAAUGCAAUUAUUGGAUAAAACUGAAACUUUAAUCAAAAGAAUGCGAUGGAAAGCGUUUUUCUUUUUAAACAAGAGUUCAAAUAGUAAGAACAAUUUUUAUUAUAACUACGGAUUAAAAACAUCUAAUCAUCCAAAACAAAUUACAGAAAUGCUAGCUUUUGAGAACGAACUCAUUGAUCUUGUAAAACACAUUAAGUUUCGAAAGGUACAAAGCAAUUUUCAAAAUAAACUAAAACAAGAUAUAAACAUUAUUCGAAAAUCUAAUCAAACUUAUACGUAUGCUGAUAAAACAUCUAAUCUUUACAAAUUAUCUAAAAAUGAUUACAACCACUUGUUAAGAAAUGCCAUCACUUCAAAUUACAAAUUAUCUAACUCAAAUGUAAUAAAUAAAGUAAACAUAGAAGGUAAACGUCUUUUGAAAAAUCAUGAAGUUUUCGAUAAAAUUGAUAUUAAUACAGCUUCCAAUUGUUUUAUCACCUUAAAAGACCAUAAAGAUAACUUUGAAAACAAUCCGACUGUCCGUUUAUUAAAUCCUGCUAAAAAUGAGGUUGGAAGAAUUACCAAGGAUAUUCUUUCUAAAAUUAAUGCAGACCUAAGAAGUAUAUUACAAUUAAACCAAUGGAAAAACACUCGAAAUGUUAUCGAUUGGUUUAAAGCCAUAAAAGACAAACACCUUUAUAAAUUUUUAAUUUUUGAUAUCAUUGACUUCUACCCUUCUAUUAGUGAAACACUUCUAAAAAACUCUAUCAAAUUUGCAGAGCAACACUUAACACUAAAUAAAGAGAAUAUAUCGUUAAUUUUUCAUGCAAGAAAGUCUUUGCUUUUCAAUAAUAAUCAGGUUUGGAUAAAGCAAUCAAGUGGUUUAUUUGAUGUUUCCAUAGGAGCUUUUGACGGCGCGGAGGUUUGUGAGCUUGUAGGAAUAUUUCUUCUUUUCGAAAUUUCAAAAUUUUAUAACAAGUUUGAGGUUGGUUUAUACCGUGAUGAUGGAUUAGCAGUUUUUAGGAAUAAAAGCGGCCCUCAAAUGGAAAAAAUAAAAAAGCAUCUUUCCGAAAUAUUUAAAUACAAUGGCUUACGGAUUUCUAUACAAUGCAACAUGAAAAUUGUCAACUACCUCGACGUCACUCUAAAUCUUAGUGAGUGCACCUUUAAACCUUAUCUCAAACCUGAUAAUACAUUAAAUUAUAUCCAUGCUGAUUCAAAUCACCCUCCAAGUAUACUAAAACAAAUACCACAUUCGGUUGAACUUAGAUUAUCUACAAAUUCUUCUACCAAAGAAAUAUUUCAACAGGCUGUUCCUCUAUAUAAUGAGGUUUUAUUAAAGUCUGGUUUUAAAUGUAAUCUAACAUAUAAUCUUAAAGCAAUAUCAACUAAAAAACGGAACAGAGCACGCAACAUCAUUUGGUUUAAUCCUCCAUUUAGCAAAAAUGUUAGCACCAACUUUAUAAAUGAAUCUAUUGUUAGUCCUGCCAAGAACGAUUUCAAUAUUUCAAAUACAGAUAAAGCAACUAAAUAUUCAGCAGACGAAGCACUGACUUUGUUAAUUGAUGUCAGUCUGACAAAAGCUUCCUAUCAAUUGGUUAGAAACGGAGCCUUGGCGAAAGAAUAUAACCUCUUCCCCGCUUACAAUGAUAUCAGAGAUGCAAAUUUAAAAUGUUAUCCUUCAAAUAUAACAAUGGAGGGCUAUUCAACUUCAGUUCCUUCAAAAGAUUUAUUGAUUCAUACUUGCAAAGAAUCUGUGCAGUUCAGUAAUCUAUGUUGA
This is a messenger RNA of Hydra vulgaris (swiftwater hydra), 1804 nucleotides long. The record is from RefSeq and is a predicted model, not a curated record. NCBI's taxonomy places the organism in Eukaryota, Metazoa, Cnidaria, Hydrozoa, Anthoathecata, Hydridae.